UUGGAGGAGGGGCGGGGCGGAGGGCGCAUUCUCCCGGCACCAAGCCCGGUCUUGAAGGCCUGCCACGGACCUGAAGCCCAACUCCUCACAGUCUCAGAGCGAGUGCAAGUGACAAGCUGUUGAUCAUCAUUGAAUCGAUCUAACCAGUGUUGCUGUUCUGUGAUUAAUUUGGAACCCGGGCCAUGGUAGCUGGCUCCCACCCCAACCAUGGAUGAGGUCACCUUCAAAAGUGACACUGUGCUCUCAGACGUCCACCUCUACACCCCCAACCAGAGACACCUCAUGGUGCGGCUGAACAGCACAGGGCAGCCUGUUUUUCUGUCCCAUUUCAAGCUUGUGUGGAGCCAAGAUUCCCAGAUAGACUCAGGGACUGAGGGUGGCAAUUACAGAGAUGUUCCCACAGAGGAGACUCUGGCUGGGACAGGCAGCCCUGGGUCCCCUCCUGGGGGUAGCUGCAGCACUGAGGGUUUUCCCCUCCAGGCCAGCACUGAUGCCACUGGCCAGGAAGGGGCAGGAGCUCAACUGGAUGAAGAUGGGGAUUUGGACGUUGUGAGAAGACCGCGAGCUGCCUCUGAUUCUGAGCCAGCAUGGUGUCCAAGAGACAAGGUACAUCCGGUGAUUCUAACGCAGGGAGAAGAUGACAUCCUGGGAGAUGCCACACAGGAGAACAGCACCUACGAUAUCAUCAGAAUAGAACACACCAUGGCCACGCCCCUGGAUGAUGUUGGCAAGCAGGUAUGGCGUGGUGCCCUGUUCCUGGCUGACUACAUCCUGUUCCACUGGGACGUUUUCCAGGGACGUACUGUGCUGGAGCUCGGGGCAGGCACGGGGUUCACCAGCAUCAUCGCAGCCACGGUGGCACACACCGUGUAUUGUACAGAUGUCGGUGCAGAUCUCUUAGCCAUGUGCCAGCGAAAUGUUGCCUUCAACAGCCACCUGGCUGCCUCUGGAGGCAAUGUAGUUAAGGUCAGAGAACUGGACUGGCUGAAAGACAACCUCUGCACAGAUCCUGAAGUCCCCUUCAGCUGGUCAGAAGAGGACAUCUCCGACCUGUACAACCACACCACCAUAAUGCUCGCUGCCGAAGUGUUUUAUGACGAUGACUUAACUGAUGCUCUGUUUGAAACACUCUUCCGGCUCGCUCACAAGAUGAAAAACGCCUGCACAGCCAUUCUCUCGGUGGAGAAGAGGCUGAACUUCACUCUGAGUCACCUGGAUGUCACAUGUGAAGCCUAUGACCACUUCUACUCCUCCCUGCACCAACUGGAGAAGCACAGGGAUGGCCAGCUGCGCUUUACGGUGGAGCCAGUGGAAGCCUCCUUCCCACAGUACCUCGUGUAUGAGCGCAUCCGGCAGCUGGAGCUGUGGAAGAUUUUUGUGGAACCAGUAACGUGACCAUCAUAUCUGCAGGCACGGCUCCUCGGCUGUUCUUCUGAUAGGUUCUAAUAAAAUCAAAGGCUCACAGUGUGA
Messenger RNA from Phyllostomus discolor (pale spear-nosed bat), 1470 nucleotides. RefSeq names its product methyltransferase like 22 (gene METTL22). The transcript is spliced from 11 exons. Gene Ontology annotation, cellular component: nucleus. The coding region runs from base 208 to 1395 and encodes 395 amino acids. Gene Ontology annotation, molecular function: protein methyltransferase activity. The record is from RefSeq and is a predicted model, not a curated record. Gene Ontology annotation, biological process: protein methylation. NCBI's taxonomy places the organism in Eukaryota, Metazoa, Chordata, Mammalia, Chiroptera, Phyllostomidae.